UAGAAAUCAUUCACAUCGUAAAACCUUGGAGACAAUGACAGGGUUUGGCUCAUCGUGUGGAGCAUGCAAGUUCCUAAGGAGAAAAUGCACCAGUGAUUGUGUAUUUGCUCCUUACUUCUCCUACGACCAAGCUUCAUCCCAUUUUGCAGCAGUGCAUAAGAUUUAUGGAGCCAGUAACGUCUCCAAGCUACUGUCACAUCUUCCAAUCCAGAAUAGAAGAGAAGCUGCCAUCACCAUAUCUUACGAAGCCUUGGCUCGCAUGCAUGAUCCUAUUUAUGGCUGUGUUGCUCAUAUCUAUGCAUUGCAGCAACAGGUUGUGAACUUGCAAGAGGAGAUAGAUGCUCUUGGAAGCAUGGUGGCAAACUCCACAGUUAGUGUUGUCAAUUGUGGCACUGUCCAAGCACCAAUGUACUCAGACAACGGAAUACCUUAUGAUACUUUGCAGCAUGAUGCUACGAGGACACAGUAUUUUCAAAACAAUCUAGCAAACUUUCUUUCAGAAGAUGGAAAUGCCAGAGCCUUGCAAAGUUUGGAGUCACAGAUGAAUAUAGAGCUUCCUAAUGCACACGUGGAAGAACCUUCCUUUGGUGAUUCCAACUCCAAUCCGUUAGAACAGUUCCUAUCUGGAAUUGACCAAGAGGUGUUCGUGAAUCAUCCAUGGUUCAAGCAUAAUGCAGACAUAAAGGGCUAGGAAUGUUGAAAAAGCUGCGACUAGACUUUUGUCCACGUGCUUGGCGCAAUAUGAUUGCAUGAA
Vigna umbellata (rice bean) is the source of this 754-nucleotide messenger RNA. RefSeq names its product LOB domain-containing protein 33-like. The record is from RefSeq and is a predicted model, not a curated record. Gene Ontology annotation, cellular component: nucleus. Gene Ontology annotation, biological process: hormone-mediated signaling pathway; positive regulation of DNA-templated transcription. Lineage: Eukaryota; Viridiplantae; Streptophyta; Magnoliopsida; Fabales; Fabaceae.